ACCACCAUAUGCUUUUUGUUUCAGAUAGUAGCAGUCCAAAGACGAAAAUGUCGAAUCCGUUCGCCUUUACGAUACAAGACUUCCCAAAUUAAAAUCGCAGUCAAAAUGGAAAUUGUGAAAAGGUUUUUACCCUUUACGCUGCUAUUUAUACUUCAGCAUAGAGGAUUGCUGUGCCAACACAAAGCCGAAAAAACAAGAACAGAGAAUGACGACGUUUACCAAAUUAAUCGCACAUAUAAUUUAGAUAUAUCCAAAGAGUUGCGUCCAUUUAGCAAUAUUGAAGACGACGAAAUAAGAGACAUCUUUAAUCCAGAUUAUUAUAAUCCAAGAAUAAGGUAUUUUAGAACUAAAAGAGGUAAUCCGACCGAUAGUUUAGCAACAAUUAGAAAAAAAUUAAAUGAUGGGAAAAGAAAAGAAGAAAUGAUGGCCGCUGAUGCUGAUGCUCGAAUGGAACCGAAUGAUACGGAUUCGGCGAAAAAUGCAGAGGGUCAUUCCGAUUAUGGACAUAAACAAAGAAAAACGAACGUGGAGCAAUUGUACAACAGAAACAACGACAAAAUUAGGAUCCUCCAUCAACAGCACGCCGUGGAAAAACUGCAUGAAUUCGAAGCUGGAGUCGACUGCGAUUUCGAGAAUGAUUGCGUUUGGACGUGGCGGAAAGAUAUUGCGAACGGAUUCUUUAUCACCUCUGGCACGAAGUACGGACUCAACGAAACGGGGCCCAGAACGGAUGCUGAUAAUAGCGAAGGAGGUAAAUCUCCUAGAGAUUUAAGAGGCCAACAGAAUAAUUGGAGGACACUUCCACAUGAUAAUACGGAUCUUGUAAAAGAACACAUUCAGUCAUUUCCACUGAAAACAAGUUAUUAUUCUUCUAAUGAAAUAGAAUCUCUAGAUGCUAAGCUGGACAUAAAAAAAAUGUUCAAUUUGUUCCAAGAGAAAUAUAACGACUUAAACGUAAAGUAUUGUUUUUACUACAAACUUUUCAAAGAACAUUUCAAUUAUAGAUUUGGAAGGCUUCGAAUUGACACUUGUUGUGAAUGUGAACUGCUCAGUAUUACAAUAAAAAAAUCCUCAGUUAAAUGA
Messenger RNA from Diabrotica balteata, 1083 nucleotides. The record is from the annotation of a GenBank genome assembly. Lineage: Eukaryota; Metazoa; Arthropoda; Insecta; Coleoptera; Chrysomelidae.